AUGGGCAGGGUCACGCACACCGUGACUCGCACGAAUCGAGCUCGACGCUCGUCGCCAGCCCCGAACGAUGUGUCUCUCGAGACGAGAAGUCCUCCCCACCUCUCUCGCACCGUCAACGUCCCCUCCCUCGCCCCUCUCUCGCCCGCUCUCGCCCCCUCUCUCGCCCCCGUUCUCGUCCCCGUUGGGUUAUCAUCGCCGUAAUCCCUCACGUUCACGUGCACAGCCAACGACUGCGGCCAUCGAUCGACCCACGAGUUUGCGAAACGGUCGUAUGAGAAGGGGAUCGUGUUGGUCCAGUGUCCGGAGUGCAAGUCGAGGCACCUCAUCGCGGACCAUAUCGGGUGGUUCAAGGAAUCCACAGAGGACGGGAAACACCGCACGGUAGAGGACCUGCUCCGUGCCAAGGGCGAGGUCAUACGUAAGGGGAGGGUGAACUUUGAUGGGGAUAUAGAGUACGACGGGGAGUCGUGA
Messenger RNA from Saitozyma sp. JCM 24511, 471 nucleotides. Lineage: Eukaryota; Fungi; Basidiomycota; Tremellomycetes; Tremellales; Trimorphomycetaceae. The record is from the annotation of a GenBank genome assembly.